ACCAUAUCCUCCAUCUCCCCAGCUGUUUUUGAUAAUCAUUAAUCUGUCAAGAAGAGCAAUCACCUAAUCACAAAUAUCACAAAAGAAAAAUCGGGGUGGUUAGUGGUCCCAUUCUGAACGAUUAUCAAAUUAUAAACCAUAAAUAUAGUGUGUGAAAGUCGACUAGUAUUAAAAAGAUAAAAAGUGUGUGGUUAUUAGCAGUGUGAAUUCUCCUUUGUCUCAAUUAUAAAUACAUCUUGGUAGCACGCGAACUUGAAAGCAGAGCUUUCAUCUUUUGUCCCGUUUUGAUCCUUGACUGUAUUUUUAACGUAGCUCAAUCCAAAUGGCGUCUCGAUAAUUGAAACUGAACAUUUGACAAAGACUGAUCACUAAAAGAGUAUUUUUGGACAAUCUUCGUGAUUGUGAAACAAUAAUGGCGAACACAAAAGCAACUAGUAGUGCGUUACGAGCUUUGGCUGUCGAAUACAAGAGUCUGCAAGAGGAGCCCGUGGAAGGUUUUUGUGUGAAACUUGUGAAUGAGGACAAUCUGUUUGAAUGGGAGGUCGCUAUUUUUGGACCUCCUGAUACCUUGUAUAUGGGUGGCUGUUUUAAGGCUAGAAUGAAAUUCCCUCCAGAUUAUCCAUACUCACCACCAUCAAUAAGGUUUUUGACAAAAGUAUGGCAUCCAAAUGUUUAUGAGAAUGGAGACCUUUGCAUCAGUAUUCUCCACCCUCCAGUUGAUGAUCCACAGUCCGGUGAACUACCCUGUGAACGCUGGAACCCCACACAGAAUGUUCGUACCAUUCUGCUUUCUGUUAUUUCUUUGCUCAAUGAGCCAAACACAUUCAGUCCUGCCAAUGUAGAUGCUUCAGUUAUGUACAGGCGUUGGAGGGAAUCUAAGGGCACUGAUAAGGAGUAUGAAAAUAUCAUCAGGAAACAGGCGUUGGACGCCCGUGCCGAAGCAGAGCGUGACGGUCUGAAGGUCCCUUUGACUCUCGAAGAUUACUGCAUCAAAACGCAGGUAAAACCGAACGUAUCGGAGUCCCAGGUCGAAAUGACGGACUUCUAUGACGACGACUACGACGAAGAGUACGAUGAUCCGUCGGACGGCUCCGACUACGCUGAGGAGGAAGAUGAUAACGAUAGCGGUAACGGAGAGUCGUGAUGUAAACGUUAAGGUGCUACGUUCAUGUCCACUCGGCAAGCGAAGUAAGACAGGCUUGAUUCUUACAAAAUGUUCACCAUAUAAAAAUUAGGUAUGCUAGCAUGCAUAAUGGUGGCUGCACAUCGUCACUCAUAUCGACUAAUGUAUCUCGUUUUUCGUGAAUUUACGAGACUACUUUAGAGGGCUAAGAUAGUUCAGGGGAUCAUUGCUCGAAUUUUGUUGUCUCAAAUGGAUUGACCAACUAAUGAUUGAUGGUUGGUUCAUGCUGGUCACGUGCUUUGGAAUCUUGCCUCUAUUUGUUUGAAAAUUUCAUAAUUGUUAUAUGAGAAUUUGAGAUAAGAACUUAGAUGAGAUGUAUGACGAUGUGCGGCACAAUAGGAAUCAGAUUUGAGAUAAAUCGGUGCAUAUGUUAGGUAUGAUGUAACUUAGAUGUUGGAUGUCAUCUAAACCAUAAGAAAAUACAGUUAUGGAGACUGGCUAAAGAACAUUUCAACGAAUUGGAAAUUCCACUAUCAUAAUGCAAUUAUUAACUCAGACGGUAUUUUUGACAGUUUUAGGUCCACAUCUCAUAAUACCUAUAAACUCAUAGUCCAAUGAUAGAGGAAACAUUUAAAUAUCGACAACAUGCGGCAAACAUGUUUAGUUACAGUUUGAAGGUGGGGUUUUUGGCAUAAUUUCUCAGCCAAAGAUUGGCUACUAAAAAUGUUAGUUAAUGGUUACACUGGUGAACAAAAUUAAAAUAAUUUUUUGUGACAUGGACAAAACAAGGUGGUUAUUAUGUAAGACGUACCCAAAAAGCCGGAAAUAGCAUUCGUUGUUAUCACCCACGGUUUUCUUGCAAUAAGGCAUUUUAUUUGCUGCUUAUACUCGUAAAUAUAAGGAUAUGUGUGUAAGAGUACUAAUAAACACUCGAAUAAACAUUAAACUCAAAAUGUUGUUGUCGAUGUUUUACGGCGAUAUCUUGCUCCUGAAGUAUCUCUUAACAAUGUCCAGCAAUAAUCAGCAAGCAAAUUGACACUCCAAAUGGAGUGUCAAGGCAAAUGCCUUGAUACCAUUUUGCCAUAGCAGAAAUGUCUUGGUGGAACCGUUCACCAUGUUCAUCAAUUACGGCACCUAAAUUUUCCGGAAAAAAAUCGAGAUGAGUAUCCAAAAAGUGAAUUUUUAGAUACAUGUUACAUCCCAUUCAUUUAUAAGCAUUAAUUAGUUCACUCACAGUAUCUUUAUAAUUGCCUGCCUUCACAUUGCCUGAAAAAUUUGCAGUAACUGAUUUAAACAAAUAUGCCCUCUUUAAUGUUUGCCUCACUAAGUCUCGGAAGUGUUUGUUUUAAAUGCAGAAACCCUCUUCCAUUUCGAUCCAUAGCUUUCACAAAAUGUUUCAUCAGUCCCAACUUAAUAUGCUAAGGUGGAAGCAACACGUUUUUGGGAUCAACUAGUGGUUCAUGAGCAAUGUUUUUGACGCCUGGAGUUAAUACCUGACGUAGUGGCCACUCCUUCUCUUCAUAAUGACGAUCUCGCACACGACUGUCCCAUUCACAAAGAAAUCAACAAUAUUUGGUAUAUCUCAGUUGCAUUCCAAGAAGAAGGGCUAUUACCUUUAAAUCUGCACAUAUGGCCCAUCCAUAUUCAUUAUAACGGAUAUGUUCUAAGAGAACACGCAUAUUUUCAUAUGAUUCCUUAUAUGAACUGCGUGCUAUAGGUACAGAUGGAUAUUUAUUACCGUUGUGUACCAAUACCGCUUUCAAACUAAGCUUAGAGGAAUCAAUGAACAGGCGCCAAUCAUUUGGAUCAUGUUUCUGACCUCACGCGUCAAACAAACUGUUGACAUCGGAGCAAUAUCUCAACUCCCUUUCUUCACGGAAACAGUGUGUGAGGUCUUGUUGCCGUUUUCGGUAACAAGUAAUGUUAACAUCACCGUGGAGGAGAUUCCAUCCUUUUAAUCUUGACGCUAACAGUUCUGACUGGGAUUUUGACAGAUUUAAUUCUCGAACUAAGUCAUUAAGUUCGCCAUGUGUGAUCAAAUGAGGCGCUGUUGAACAUCCUGGCAGGUCGAACAAAGGAUCAGAAAUUUUUACGCUUUCUGUACCAUCAGUUUCAGAAUCGGUGGAUUCGACUUUUUCAUCCAAAGACCAAGAUUCUGGUGGAACUGGGAAAUAAAGUUCAUCACUAUGCUUAACGGGCCGCAAAGCUGAUGGUAAAUUAAAAUACUUAACAGUAUGUUUCGGUUUUGGUCCAAAUAUUUGUGAGAGAAAAAUAGCAAUCAGUAGUAUGGUAUCUCGGUUCUCUCCAAACCAUUGGUACCGCAAAGGGCAUUUUACGAUUGCCACCUCUUAACCAACCUGUUAACAACGUUACACAAGUCUUACAACAUAUAUGAGGGGCUCAUAUUUGAUUUUGGCCGCCAACUUCAAUUCCAAAAUAAAGUUCGUAUGCACUGUUCGCACUAUUGACAUAAUUUCUGGGCAUUGUCCAUAAAGCUAGUCUCGAUCACAAUAAACUAAAAACAACACACCGUUUUAACAAAAAUUAACAGUACUGAAAACAUCUCAGUACUCUUCAACACAGAAAACGUAACUGACUCGGCUGCCAUUAGUCUACUAAUAAACGCUAUUGCGUAGAGCAUAUUUGCUCUCUAAACAUAGAGCUCGAAUAUAAUAAACAGGAAUAGACAGGUCGUAACAUUAUAUAUGUGCGUCAUUUCAUAAACACCGAGAAAUGCUGCAAUAUGAGAUAUUACGUAUUGUAAUUCAUAAAAGUAGAUGUUAACGAAUAUCUGUGGGUGAUUCUGUUUUUAGAUUUGAUUUGAGGGUCUCAAAAUACAUAAGAUACACCCAAGAAUUGUCAUGUCACAAAUCCCGUGUUUAUCAGUGUUAUUUACAUUAAGUUGGUCUCUCGCAAGACGUCUCCGAGUUGCUGAAAUUGAAUUUUGCAUGUUGGAUAUGUACUAAGUAGCUGCUAAAUCGGUAUUCUAGGGUAGAGCUGGGUCGUUUCUGAACGAGUCGUUUCAAAGGAACGAUAUCACAGAGGGAAUCGAUUCCGAUUCCAGAGGAAAACUGUAAGUUGGACCAAACGAUAAACUGUUUCGAAUUCAAGUCUGAAUGCACUGAUUCCAAUAGAACACUGGAAAUAUAUCAAAGUGUCAAAAAGGCAAGAUUUGCCCACAGCACACAUGCUCUACAGAUAAUAGAUGGCUCGUCAUUGGAAACUAUAAAAUUAAAAGCAGUAUCUGAAUCCACGGAAGCAUAAGUUUCAAGCAUUUGUUAAUAAUCAACCCAGUAGGUGCAGGUUCUGGAAUCGAGACCUCGGAAACGAUAAAUAAAUAAUCUGCUCCCACUGUGUCGUUCCUUUGUAGUGCACACCGAUGAAAUGUUUUAGAAUUGCGGGAAUCGGAAUCGGAAGGAAUGAUUAAGUCGAAAGGAGUCUCUCUAUAUUCAUAUAUCGUAGUAUCAGUAAUGGUGAAUUUUUGUUAGAAUCAAGCAAUUAAGAAUUUUAUACUUCUGCUACUAUGUAUUUUUACUGAAACUUUGCUGAAAAGGCCUUUCCAAGAAAAUUUAAUACACAAUACUAGUGCUGUCAAUUAUGUGUAAUUUUUUAUCCAUUGUUUUGUACUGGCUACAUCUUGAUAUUUUGACUACAUUUAUUACGUAAAGGAUAACUAGUAUAGUUGAUUUUAUUUUUCGUAUGCAGGUUAUUUUGAAUAUAAAAAUAUGUUCAAAUCAACCUUCUGAGCAAUUCCAUUCAUAAGAAAAAAUAUUCCAGACUCAAAAGCAAAAAAAUGUGGCGAUCCUGGCAAAGGCGUCAAAAAAUCAGGCGGUCCAUGUUAAUCAUGUUUUCAGGGAAGGCCUAAUAUGUAAGCAACUUGUGAAUUUUUUUAUAGCUGAGUUUGAGUUGCAGUAGUUAUAAGAUUCUCAUGUAAAAUAUUUUGGCUAACAUUCAAUUAAAUCAGGUGCUUGACAUUACGACAACAACUGCUUACUGUGGAAGCAUGUCAAACUUAAAAUAGGCGCUUCAUAUUAUAUUAUGUCAUUUGAGCAGGCUUUUAAGGUUUUACUGGAUUUACAUGUAAAACCAUAAUCCACACUUGGUCUGCAUUGCAAUCUUUAUUUGAUCUCAUAACUUUUGACAAGAAAACAUGUAUUGUUCUCCCAAUAUUUUGAAUAUGUGGUGUAAAUCCAAGCUUUUGUUCUAAAUGGCAUAGAUUCGACUUACAACAGAAAUUCAAUAAAAUUCGAAUCAAUAGCCUUCAUUUCCAAAAGUCUUUAUUGUACAUUUGCAACUAGUAGUUUUUUGACAUUUUCGGCAUUUUCCAAUAAAAUCUCUAUCUAUGCACAGCUUAUGUCAAACAGAGAGCCUUUAGCUUGAAACCACCCCUAUUCAGAUGUUAAGGUGUGUUCUAAUUUAGUUUAGUGAUCACCUCUUUGUCAAAACUAUAGUAUGAAAAUAUGCAAUGUCAGGAAGCACAUGAUUCUCGAGAAACUGCAUUCAGCUUACCCUAAGUUAGGCUGUUCAGCAAAGCUGUUAUAGUUGGUCUUCUUGACAAAUUAACCUAUGGCAAUGUGCCCGUAUUUUUGGAUUCUAUUUAAUAGUAAAUCACCGCCAGUUUGUUGGAUGCGAUUGUCAAACAAGGAGAUCGGGAACCAGUAUACUUCCUGAUAUUGCUAAGUCAAGACCUGUUCACCGUUUUUGUUGCAUUAAUCAACAAUUGUUAGCCGUUACGCGAACUGUGGAAGAUUAAUAGUGAAUUGAUAUGCUUUUAUAAACUCUUUCGAGUUUGUGCGUAAAUAAAUAACCCAAUGUAUAAGCGUUUCUGAUCGUAGACAUUUUGAUGUGUCGAAUUCUGUAAAAUAUGUAAUUUACAUUUUGAAACAUAUUAGCUGAAAUUACAUGCCUUUUAACGAACGGAAACCAAAUCAUUACUAAUGUACAUACAGAUUACAGUUGAUGUUACGAUGACGUGAUUCUUGUCAUAAGCAAGUCGAAUAUAGGGAUGGAUUUCGAUAUUAUGAGAUAGCUGAUUUAUUCAUUAUAUCCCAGCUUAUGGCAGCAGGUCUGUAUUUAUUGUGAAGUAUGUUGGUCCUAACAAAGGGUUCAGAGAGUGGAUUUUGUAUUGGUCCAUCUUCCAACUUCCAAAGACAACACCCCUAAUUUGACCAGCCUAUAACUUAAGAGCCCGUCACAUUAAGCUGGCUACAGACUAUGCAUGUAUUCGCGAUUCGUGAAGCGCGAUGCAUGACUCGUCUAGUUUGUAGUAAUUCGCAACAGAGUAUACAGACUAUGCUUUUGUUCACGAUUCGUAUGCGCGAUGUUGAUUCAUCCAUGUUCGGUCGCAUUUUCAAGUUGAUUCAUGGAAAUUGGUAUAAACUUAUGCUCUGAGAAAAUAUGGAAGAAGACGAUGAUCUAGCAAUAGCUAGCACUAUUUUUAUAAUCAUGGCACAAAAGAAGAAGUUUUAAAAAAAAUGAAAAAAACGCUGAUGGUGGAGCUUAUCACUGUUCAAAAAUAGAGAAAGGUAAUUAUUGUUAUUCAUUGUUUUUUCAGUUGAGAAGAUAUUCGUUAUUACACCCUUCCUUAUUUACAGAUAUAAUGGCAACGAUCUGCUAAAUGAUUUAUCGCUAGUAAAUUUGAAUAUUUUUGUCGGAUCGCAUCUGCGGAUUUCGAAAUACUCCUACAAUUAAUAAGCCCAUCUAUAACUAAACAGACCACUAGCAUGAGGCGUACCAUUUCUGCUAAAGAACGAUUAGCUGUAACUUUACGAUUCCUUGCUUCUGGCAACAGUUAUCACAGUUUGAGUUAUUUAUUUAAAAUCUCACCGCAGCUCAUAUCCUCCAUCGUGAUUGAAGUAUGUAAAGCACUAAAAAUGGCACUUCGAGACCAAGUAAAGGUAAGGAAUAUGUUUAUUGUUUUUUUAUACAUUUAUGUACUUUUAGAUUCUUGAAAAUUUAUAUAUUAACGAUAUUGCAAAAAAUGUGCAUAGAUCAGGGUGCUUUGCGUAGUUCAUAUAAAUAUUUUAAAGAAGUAAAGAAGUUGUAUUAGAAAAAAAUAUAUUAAUUUUCAUUUAUUUACAUCAUUAACAAAACUUUUAUAAAAUUCAACAAGUGUAGGUGUGCUAGUAGAUGACUGCAACAUUUCUAUUUCAUCCGAAUGUUGCGAGUGUGUUUGUGACUGUGUGCUAUCAGAUUGGGAUGUAAUAAUCAGUGGUUGUAAACAUUGAGGAGGAAGGGGCAAUGAUGGUGAAGAUUGAGGUGAUUCUACAAGAAAUGUAGGGCAGGGGGAUGAUGAAGAAGAAGCGAGCGAGAGGGGAAAGUGAUUCUGAUUGAAGCAUAAAAUGAGGGCGAAUUGAUGUUCGAAACAGUAUAUUAUUUCUACUAAGUGACAUAUAAAUCCGAACACCCAGUUUAAAUGGAUUUAUUUUAAUAAAAUUUUGUAUAAGUACUUAAUGAAGCAUAAUAAGUAAAUGAUAAAAAUUUCAAAAUGAUUGCGCUGCUUUAAAGCCCUUUGACCUUUAAUAAUGUGUGGAUGCACCCUGAUGUGCUACGCAUUUUCCAACGCGCCUAGGCAUGCUUCUGAUCAGGUGGUCAAUGUCCUCC
Acanthoscelides obtectus is the source of this 7726-nucleotide messenger RNA. Lineage: Eukaryota; Metazoa; Arthropoda; Insecta; Coleoptera; Chrysomelidae. The record is from the annotation of a GenBank genome assembly.